AUGACUAGAAUAAUCAAAGUCAAACCUAAAUCAACAUACCAAGUUAACCACCCGUAUGAUUCAGUAAUAACAACUAAAAUUAUCAAAGUCGAACCUAAAUCAACAUACCAAGUUAGCCACCUGGUAAAAUACGUAAAAACACCAUAG
Messenger RNA from Racocetra fulgida, 147 nucleotides. Lineage: Eukaryota; Fungi; Glomeromycota; Glomeromycetes; Diversisporales; Gigasporaceae. The record is from the annotation of a GenBank genome assembly.